Messenger RNA from Symbiodinium sp. CCMP2456, 1345 nucleotides. Lineage: Eukaryota; Dinophyceae; Suessiales; Symbiodiniaceae. The record is from the annotation of a GenBank genome assembly.
UGAGCUCUUCGGCGAAGCAAUGGCCAAGAAGAAGAAGAACCCGCCGAACCGCCACACGAAGGAGAGCUACGUGAAGCGGCAGGCACGUGCAGAUGCUGCCACUGCACGGGAGGAGGCGUUGGCUGCAAGGGAGGCGACCCUCCAGGAGAGGGAGGCCCGUCUCAGGGCUCAGGAGGAGGAGGAGCGGCAGGAGGAGGAAAGGCGCAAGGUGCGCGUGGCAAAGCGCCGCCACGAGGAGGCCAGGUUCGAGGAGGAGAUGAAGCAGCGGCGGAAGGUUCAGGAGGAGGAACUGAGGCGGCGCCAGCUGCGUGAUCACUGGAAGAAGGAGGAGGUCGAGGAGGAGGAGAAGCAGCGCAGGCGCCGGGAGGAGGCUUUCACUGCGAGGCAGGCUCUGGCAGCAGCGGAAGCCAUGAAGCAGCGAAUCAUUGCUGCGCACAAGCUGGGCAUGAAGCAGCUGCUGCUGGAGCUAGCUGAAAUUCCGCACACGUCUGGGCCAAUUCUUGAGCAGUUUGUUCUGCAUGUGGGCGGUAACAGGGGCGAGGUGCGGAGCACUGCUGUGGGCAUUCUGCUUCUGAUUCCGUCCCGACUGCUCGCCGGCUCGCAGAAGUUCCGUGAUCUGGCUGAGGCUUUGGAGGUGAUCUGCGAGCAGGAGGAUGACCUCGAGAUCUCGGCCAAGGCUGGCAUGAUUCUGCAGGUGGCAGAUGAUGAAGAUGAGCAGGCAGUGCAGGUUGAGGAGCGACUGGCUUUGCCUCGUCCUCGUGAACCUGUUCUGCCGGAGGUGCUCCUCUUUUUGCAAUACCUGGUACUCCAAUAUUCUGGUGACUUAAAGGUUUCCCUUGUCGUCGGCUUGUUCGUGGUGAACAUCUCGCCGUGUGAGGAGACCGACAAGCAGCUGGGUCAUCGCGAUGAAGUGCUAGGUACCUCACAGGCUAAAUCCCCGAAGAAGGCCACUGCCAAACCGCUGACUCCCCAGAAAUCGUCUGCUUCAUCGACUACUCAGAAGCCGGGUUCCUCAGCAACCCCGCCACCGAAGCCGAAAGAGAAUAAGACGACUCCCAAGAGCAGCGGCAAGAUCAGACCUCCUUCCUUGGGCGGCCGGGGAAAGGACACCAAGAAGAGGGCUGCGAGAGGUACAGUGGGCACAUUCGCUGGGCGGAGGUUGCCACCGACCCCUCACGGAGCAGCCCAGUUUGUGAAGAUCCGGGAUGCCUACUACAAAAUGAAGUCUGACAACGGAAAGCCGAGGAUUUCGAUCUCCCAGACGGACUUUUGGCAGAGGAUGUCAGUUGCUGAUGACUUCGAGGUGGCGCUCAACAAGUAUGUCCAGCUGCACUGGAGCAAGUAG